Calidris pugnax (ruff) is the source of this 1265-nucleotide messenger RNA. RefSeq lists its product as uncharacterized. The coding region runs from base 56 to 658 and encodes 200 amino acids. NCBI's taxonomy places the organism in Eukaryota, Metazoa, Chordata, Aves, Charadriiformes, Scolopacidae. The transcript is spliced from 2 exons. The record is from RefSeq and is a predicted model, not a curated record.
UACUUUAACAAGGCAGGGAGAAAAAAUAAUUUUCAGGAUGUGAUCCAUUAAAUCCAUGCCAGCUAAAACACGCACUGUGUUGGGCUUUUCCUUAUUAACGAAGACAAGGGAUGUAGACCUCCCAGGCUGCGGCGAGCGCGCCCGGAUGUUCGGAGCAGACAACGCGGCAGUGCCGGCCUCCUUUUUUUCUUUCUUUUCUUUAAAACAAGUAAGAAAUGGAACAAACGCUCCUCGCGGCUGGGCAUGCCCGCCAGAGAGAAGGACUUUGCAGGGAAGAAAACCGACGCCGUCACUUCUCUCGCCCGCGUCCCCCGACGUCGCUUCUCUCCGGCGCCCUCCGUUCUCCGGCCACGUGUCCCCGCUCUCCGGAGCCCCGACGGCGAAUCGGGACCGCCGGCUCCUCCCGCCGGGCCCCCUGCAGCUUGGGCAGCCCCCGGGGGUUGCAUCUCCGUGCGGAGACAAGCGAGCGACACUGAGCGGGUCCCGGCACGGCACCUGCGCCUCGGAGCCCGCAAGAGCCACCGAAAAUGGAGCCCUCCCUGGGCCGCCAGCCCCUUCUGCCUCAGUCGGGAACCCAAACGAGUCUCCAAGAGGGUCGUUCGCGGGCAGGUUUGCCUAUUGCCUAGCCCAUCCUUUCCGUGAAUACGUCGCGUUUUGACUUUUAUUACUGAUCUUCUACUAAUAGGAAUCUCUCUAUGAUGGGAUUUUUAGGAAUACGAGUUAUACGAGAAAAAAAUUAUUUAAGGAAAACUCUCUUCAUGCGCUCCCGGUGGCGAUGCUCAGUGGGAAGAGCUACGUGAGAGGAGACGUCUGCAAGAAGAACGGCGCAUCCCCCCGAGAGCCGCGCUCCCCGCCGCACAACCAGCGCUCUUCUCGGCGUGCGGACACACGUCCCUCGGAGGCUCCGGUGGGAAAGGAGAGGGCAGCGCUUCAGUAACCGAGAAAGGCUGCAGUUGCCGCCGGUUCGGCUCUCACCGGGCUCAGAGAGCUCGAAGCUUCGCUGAAGGGUCUGGCCUAACUAGAGCUGCGCCAGGGAGGCGGCAGUGAGAGCAUGCGGGCAGCACGGAGCUCGCUUGUCCAAACGACUUCGCGGCGGUUCUUGCCCGUGGGGGCUCCCCCGGCCCCGUUAUUUUCUACCGUAGCCGGCGGCAGCGAGCUCAGGUGGCGAGGACGAGCCGGGGCUCGGAGCGGAUUCGCACGGGGCCCCUCAGCGUGGGCCGCGUGGGGCGCCUCCAGGGCAGGGAGAGAGGGGCGGAAAAAAUAAA